AUGUCGAUUUUCCCACAGUGUCUUGGCUGCCAAGAGCAAAGUUGUAAGCAGCAGAGAAGCGCCGAUACCUUGAAGCGCCCGCGCCAGGUGACUGAGAUCUGCGAUCGAGUUGCAAAGGAACCUCGAGAGGCAGCGCUUGCGAUCGCAGUGCCCGAGGCCGUGAGGCUCCUCGCUGGUGCCUUUGCCGAGAAGGGCGGUCUGCCCAGAAGGAAGCUCAAGGCCCUCACCAUUAUGAAUGAGCUCCUUUACGACAAAAGGGCGGAGGCUGAGCUUCGGCAAGUCCACGGCGUGCGCGAUGCCUUGUGGACCUUACAGACAACCUCCAACAGUGGGCUUGGGCCGGAAGCAGAUGAGCAGAUCCGCAUGUUUGCCACAGAGGUGGAGAAGAAAUGCUUCGGAGCCUCCGGUGACCCCUUUGCGGCGCCUGCAUUGGUACCAGAGGAUCCCUUCACGCUGCCAGUGGUAAAUUCCGUUCCUGCUCCGGCCCCGUUGUCGCCACUUUCGCCUGCCAAAGACUCCAUGAAAGACGUGGGCUCUUCGAUGCUAGGCGCCUUGUGGCAGGUCGGUUCCCAGAUGACGUCAGCGGUCAAAGCAACCGCUCCCCGGGUGGAGAUCCCGAGAUUUGCCAUGAGGCCAGGGGCGUCUCGCCCAAACCUGGACGUCAGCUUUGAGGGUAUGCUGCCUGGCGAGAAGGUUCACUAUGCAGUUAAUCCAGCAGUGUUGCUGAUCAACAAACCUUUUCGAGAGGUCCAGGGCAGACUGCUGAUCUCGAACUACCGGCUAAAGUUCCAAGUUCCCAAAGGGACGUGGAAGGACAACUUGGCAUGGAUCGGCGAGAAGCAGUUGCUUGACAUCCCUCUGGGACUCAUAGAGACACUUGAGCUGGAGGCUCCCACCUCCCAGGCGGGAGCCCAGCAGUGGCGGUUGGUGGAUGGAAGUGGAAACUUCCCCUUCGUCUGCUUCUGGCUGCCCCUGGCUGCUGAGUCUCUGGGUAGCGUCAAUAGCGCCUACCAGCUCUGCGACACUUAUCCGGCGUUCCUGGCGCUACCGCGCUGCAUCAAGGACGAGGAGCUGCGCAGCGUUGCAAGCUUUCGGAAACGAGGCCGUCUGCCAACGAUGAGUUGGUGCGGCGGGCGCACGCGCAGCUUCGCUUCGCUCUGGCGUUGCUCGCAGCCUACGGAGGGGCUCAUGGGUAACAACUGCCAGUCUGAUGAGAAGAUGCUGUAUGCCAUCAGGCUUGGUGCCACCGCUGGGCGCAACCGCGAGCUGCUGGUGCUGGAUCUGCGGCCCAGGAAAGCGGCCUAUGCCAACAAGGUUGGCGGCGGCGGUUUUGAGAGCUACAGCGGAUGUCGGCUAGUCUUCGGUGGCAUUGACAACGUGCAUGUUGUGCGUGACGCCUGGAAGAAAAUGGGGCAGGCCGUGGCGAACCUCAGCAACGACGAGGUUGGGUCCUGGUUUCGCGAUGUCGCAAACUCCGGCUGGUACGAUCUCAUUGGCGCUAUCUUCAACUGUGCGCUGAUGAUCGUCCACGAGAUAGAAAGCCAUCACUGCAACGUGGUUAUCCAUUGUUCUGAUGGCUGGGACCGCACAGCGCAGGUUUCAUCUGUUGCAAUGCUGUGUAUGGACCCGUACUACCGCACUGUGCGUGGGCUGCUGCUCUUGAUCCAGAAGGAGUUCUGCUCUUUCGGACACCGCUUCCGAACCCGGCUGGCCAAUGGGGAGAAGCCCACCAGUGAGUACAGCCCCGUCUUCCUCCAAUGGCUUGAAUGCGUCUAUCAGCUGCUUGUCCAGUUUCCCACCGCCUUCGAGUUCACUUCCGACCUGCUUCUUUUUCUCGCGCGGGAAGUCUUGACGAACCGAUAUGGAACUUUCCUGACGGAUUGUGAAAGGGAGCGCACGGAGCAGGCGGGAUGUGCCCAUGGUUUCAGUAGAUGA
Messenger RNA from Symbiodinium sp. CCMP2592, 1935 nucleotides. The record is from the annotation of a GenBank genome assembly. Lineage: Eukaryota; Dinophyceae; Suessiales; Symbiodiniaceae.